CAAGAAGUAGGACAGGAGAAAGGGAAGGAACAAAAGAAGGAAGAUAAAAGAAAUAAGGAAAAAACAAGAAAGAGAAAAGAAGGGCAUAAGCAAAGGAAACAAACAAAAUGCCAGAAUAACAUAAGAGAAUAUGAAGAAAUAGCAAGAGAAAAGGAAGUAAAGCGAGAAUUAAGAAAAAAUAAUGAUAAGACAAACUCAAGAGAAAGGAGAAAAGCAAAGAAGAAA
This is a messenger RNA of Racocetra fulgida, 225 nucleotides long. Lineage: Eukaryota; Fungi; Glomeromycota; Glomeromycetes; Diversisporales; Gigasporaceae. The record is from the annotation of a GenBank genome assembly.